Molecule: messenger RNA, 2154 nt
Organism: Dryobates pubescens (Downy woodpecker)
Lineage: Eukaryota; Metazoa; Chordata; Aves; Piciformes; Picidae
Gene: GNPNAT1
Product: glucosamine-phosphate N-acetyltransferase 1
Exons: 6
Coding region: 109-681 (190 amino acids)
Biological process (GO): UDP-N-acetylglucosamine biosynthetic process
Cellular component (GO): endoplasmic reticulum-Golgi intermediate compartment; endoplasmic reticulum; Golgi apparatus
Molecular function (GO): glucosamine 6-phosphate N-acetyltransferase activity; monosaccharide binding
Source: RefSeq, a predicted model, not a curated record
AGGGCGUCGGGUCCCGCCCCCCUGCCACGUCCGUGCGGCGCCUGCGGCGGAGCCGGUGCAGGCGGGAGCGGGUGCCGCGGCCUCGUGUGCGGAACACCUGUUGCAGCCAUGAUGCCUGUUGCAACCGUGAUGCCUGAUGACACGCCGAUGUUUGACCCAAACAUUCUGCACGAGCUUGACUGGAGCCAGAACACCACCACGUUUUCUCCUGCUAUUUCUCCUCUAGAUCCAGGAGAUGGCCUAGUUUUGAGACCACUUUGCACUGCUGACUUAAAUCGAGGCUUUUUUAAGGUUCUGGGUCAGCUGACUGAAACUGGAGUUGCAAGCCCAGAGCAGUUCAUCAAAACCUUUGAGCACAUGAAGAGAUCCGGAGAUUACUACGUUACUGUCGUAGAAGACACCAACCUGGGCCAGAUUGUUGCUACAGCAACCCUGGUGAUAGAACACAAGUUCACUCACUCCUGUGCAAAGAGGGGAAGGAUAGAAGACGUCGUUGUAAGCAGGGAGUGCAGAGGAAGGCAGCUUGGUAAACUAUUAACAUCCACCCUGACACUGCUAAGUAAGAGACUGAACUGUUACAAAAUCACCCUGGAAUGUCUGCCCAAAAACGUGGACUUCUACAAGAAGUUUGGCUAUUCGGUGUCCGAAGAGAAUUACAUGUUUCAGCGGUUCUUUAACUAAGGACUUGGAGUCCUUUUGGUACAGACUGUUGGUGGAGAAGUUCGUGUGACAAACGUUCUCUUCGUGGAAAAACUCUCUAGUUUAUUGCUGCAGAUUUCAUUGAUCCCUAUAAAUAACAUCAAAUGUCUAAACCCUGAUUAAAAACCCCCCAUAAUCACUGAUGUUUUAGAAGGGUCCUUCGGGUUAGGAAAUCAGCGCUUAGAACUACUUUUUACUGCUCUUUAGUCUAAGUGGAGCUUAAUUUGGUUCUAGUUUGGUUACAAAGGACUCUUAAAGGGAUGGUUUUUAACCAAAGGUCUAUAUUUUUUAUCUCAAAUCUUUUCUCACCUUGUAUUUUUCUAAAGGUUUGGACUUCUUUUUCUUGGUAGCCAAAGUCCAGCCCGUGGGAUGGUUGUGCUGUCUGGGCUCCGUGGAAGGGUGACAUAGCUUGGGCAGGGAUGGUUCAUGGGUAGAACCAGCUCUGGUUCUGCUCUGUCCAUGAGAUCCAGUGAUUAAAUUGGGUUGAAAGUGCUGGUGUUCUUCAUGUACCUGAAGUUUUUAUAGACACAACCUUCCACAGCCAAAUCUGUCACUGUUUCUGAGGUAGGAGUGAAUCCUUAUGGGCUAACAGCUGAUGUUCUGGCUCUUAAACUGGAUGUGUCCUUCUCGCUGCAGGGCUCCCGCACUUUAGCUGAUGACUUUGUUUUCAGGAUAAUUUUUUGUCUGACUAAAGAACAUCCCAGUGGUUCCCAUCCCUGGAACCAUUCCAGGUCAAGUGGUUUGGGGCUCUGAGCAAUCUGCUUUAGUUGAAGAUGUUGACUUGUGGGUCAGACUAGAUGAGCUUGAAAGGUCCCUUCCAGCCCAAACCAAUCUUAAAGGACUUUUCCAACCUGAAUGAUUCUGUGAUGCUUUGGUUUGCAACAGGGCAAAUGUAACUUGAGAACUGGAAUGUUGGAUGGAGAAGACACCCAGUUUGCAGUGGAAUUGUCUUCUAAUCCAUGGGAAUGUGGUUGGGAUGGGCAGCAAAGGAUCCAUCUUCACAGAGCACCAGCCAGCUCGCUCUACUGGAUCUCCUGAGGGCCACACAUUCCAAACCAGCGGAGAAAUAGCCAAGCAGUGUUGCAAACCAGCAGAGAAAUGUCCAUCCUGAGGGCUCCCUCUUGCUGUGAGGCUGAAUACACGAUUUGAGCACUUUUGCCAGUGCUGGCAGGCAAAUUAAUGUACAAAGCCGGGGCUCCAACAGUGGUGUCUUGUGUGACAAAUGCUCCAUCCCUGAAUAGGGCAUUAUCAAGAGGUGAAGGUCUGGAUUGUGACCAGUCACGGCCUUACAAAAAGUUCUUUCAUGGUGGUGUGGAGAGCUACUUCAAGCUGGGGUGGGGGUUCUGUGGAAUGUUCCUGAUGGUACUCCGCUCACUCUGGUGAUGUUUGGUUUAUUUAUUGAUUAUUUUUUAAGGAGAAAUAAAAAUUAUCUUUGUUUAAGCUGAAUAAAUGAAA